UAUUAGUUAGGAUGAAGUCUCAACUGCAGCAGGAAAUCCAUUUCGAUGAAAUGAUCAGUCACCAUGAAAAUCCCUCCCUCGCCAACAUCCUUCCCCGCCACGGCUCCCAUAGUUCCCAAGUUUCUGGUGACGUACUCACACCUGAAGAUGAUCAAGAUGUACUAACCAUAAAAGCUGUGCUUACGGUCAUAGCAACAGCGGGAGGCUUCCUAUCCACUCUAGGGAUCACUCGCCACCUCGAGGACUUGCUAGGCAAAACCUUUCUGCUGGAGCUAGUUAGCACCGAGCUUGAUUCCGAGACGGGAACAGAGAAGGAAGCGAUCAAAGGGAAGCUGCGGAGAGUGAGGAGAAACGUCAAGGAGAUUAUAUAUGAGACCCGAUUCACCAUCCGACCCGGUUUCGGAGAGAUUGGGGCUGUUCUCCUUCAGAAUCUGCACUGCCGUGAGGCUUACAUCCAGACCAUCCACCUCACCGGCUUCCCGAAUGGCUCCACUGUCACCCUUCUCUGUACCUCAUGGGUUCAUCCCAACCAUCUUAAUGCACAGAAGAGAGUCUUCUUCACCAACAAGUCUUAUUUGCCAUCAGAGACUCCAAGUGGGUUGAAGAGGCUAAGAGAAAUGGAACGGCAAAUUUUGCGAGGAAAUGGAGAGGGUGGGAGGAAAAAAUCAGACAGGAUUUAUGAUUAUGAUAAAUACAAUGAUCUCGGAGAUCCAGACAACAAUCUGACUAGGCCAGUCCUGGGAGGCACAGAGCUUCCAUACCCUAGACGUUGCAGAACAGGACGUCCGCACACUAAAACUGACCCAUUAUCUGAAGAAACAAGUAGUGAUAUUUAUAUACCAAGAGAUGAAGCAUUUUCAGAGGUGAAACAUCUGACUUUCUCUGGAAAGACAAUAAAGUCUGUGCUGCACGCUUUGCUCCCUCAGCUUAAGGCAGCACUCAUUGAUCAGGAUUUAGGAUUCCCACUCUUCACAGAAAUAGAUUCACUGUUUAAUGAAGGAAUUACAUUGCCUAAGCCCAACACAAUUGGGUUUUUUAGGUCAGUCAUUUUAAAGAUAGUGAAGACCGUCUGUGAUGGGAAGAAGGAUAUUUUUCUCUUUGAGACCCCUGCAAUGCUUGACCGUGAUAAAUUUUCAUGGUUCAGAGAUGAAGAAUUUUCUCGGCAAACUCUAGCCGGUCUUAAUCCAUUUAGUAUUGAACUGGUCAAGGAAUGGCCACUGAAAAGUAAACUUGAUCCUGAGAUUUACGGCUCAGUUGAAUCACUGAUCACAACUGAACUGGUGGAGAAAGAGAUUAAGGGCUUCAUGACUGUAAAUGAGGCCUUGGAGAAAAAGAAGUUGUUUCUUUUGGAUUAUCAUGACCUGCUCAUUCCUUUAGUGAACAUAGUGAGAGAAAUUGAAGGGACCACAUUGUAUGGUUCUCGGACACUAUUCUUUCUUACUGAGAAUGGUUGUCUGAGGCCUAUUGCUAUUGAGCUUACUCGGCCACCACUUGAUGACAAGCCACAAUGGAAGCAAGUCUUCAUCCCUUGCUGGGAUGCCACAGGUGUCUGGCUCUGGAGGCUUGCUAAAGCUCAUGUCUGUGCUCAUGACUCUGGCUAUCAUCAGCUUGUGAUCCACUGGUUGCGGACUCAUUGUGUGACAGAGGCAUACAUAAUUGCAGCUAAUCGGCAAAUGAGUGCUAUGCAUCCCAUCUAUAGACUUCUUUGUCCACAUUUUCGGUUUACCAUGGAAAUCAAUGCUCAGGCUCGAGAAAGCCUUCUCAAUGCAGACGGAGUCAUAGAGAGUUGUUUUUCACCAGGAAAGUACUCUAUGGAGCUCAGUUCUGCUGCCUAUGACAAACUCUGGCGCUUUGACAUGGAAUCUUUGCCAGCAGAUCUGAUAAGAAGGGGAAUGGCAGUUGAGGAUCCUACAGCCAAACAUGGUCUCAAGCUAACAAUCGAAGACUACCCUUUUGCAAAUGAUGGUCUUAUUCUUUGGGAUGCCAUUAAGAAGUGGGUAGGAGACUAUGUAAACCACUACUACCAAGAUGCUAGUGUUGUUGAAUGUGAUCAGGAACUUCAGGAUUGGUGGACAGAAGUUAGAACCAAAGGCCAUGAAGAUAAACAAGAUGAGCCAUGGUGGCCUGUACUGAAAACCCCAGAAGAUCUCAUUCAUGUUUUGACAACAAUAAUUUGGGUGGCAUCUGGUCAUCAUGCAGCAGUGAACUUUGGACAGUACACAUAUGCUGGAUACUUUCCUAACAGACCUACAAUAGCUCGGACCAUCAUGCCAUGUGAAGAUCCAUCCAAUGAGAGUUUUAAAGCAUUUCUGGCGAAACCCGAAACUACUCUGCUAAAAUGCUUUCCUUCAAAGAUUCAAGCAACAACAGUGAUGGCUGUGUUAGAUGUAUUAUCAGAACAUUCACCUGAUGAGGAGUAUAUUGGUGAGAUUUCGGAGCCAUCUUGGACUGAAAAUCCUGUUAUAAAGGAUGCAUUCGGGUUCUUCAAAGACAGUUUAAAAGAGCUAGAAAAAGUUAUUGAUGAGAGGAAUGGCGAUACGAAUCUGAGAAACAGAGUUGGAGCAGGGGUCGUUCCAUAUGAGCUGCUGAAACCGUUCUCAAAACCCGGGGUCACAGGAAUGGGAGUCCCUAAUAGCAUCUCCAUCUAGAUUUUAUUCUAUGACUCAUUUGAUUAUGGAGAACUUGUGUCUUUAGUUAUCCUUGUAAAGGGUGUUAUCUAAAGUUCUAAACUAUGGAUCAACACUGCACCAGUAUAUAUGUUUGGGUGUUAUAUAAUGCAGGCCGGACUAAUUAUUCAAUAUUAUGAUUGGGUUUGUCAUAUAAAUGAAAGAUUGCAGUAUCUUGAAGAAAGAUUUGGAUGAAGGAAUAAAACGCAUUCCGCCUGUUCAUUGA
Messenger RNA from Argentina anserina (silverweed cinquefoil), 2892 nucleotides. Its product is annotated as linoleate 13S-lipoxygenase 2-1, chloroplastic-like. The record is from RefSeq and is a predicted model, not a curated record. Gene Ontology annotation, biological process: lipid oxidation. The coding region runs from base 12 to 2648 and encodes 878 amino acids. Gene Ontology annotation, molecular function: metal ion binding; oxidoreductase activity, acting on single donors with incorporation of molecular oxygen, incorporation of two atoms of oxygen; protein binding. NCBI's taxonomy places the organism in Eukaryota, Viridiplantae, Streptophyta, Magnoliopsida, Rosales, Rosaceae. The transcript has 9 exons.